Trichoplusia ni (cabbage looper) is the source of this 2389-nucleotide messenger RNA. RefSeq lists its product as uncharacterized. The transcript has 2 exons. Lineage: Eukaryota; Metazoa; Arthropoda; Insecta; Lepidoptera; Noctuidae. The record is from RefSeq and is a predicted model, not a curated record. The coding region runs from base 416 to 2389 and encodes 657 amino acids.
AAAAAUUUAAUUUUUUUAACUAUUGUUUUCAGGCAGUACUAUCUACUUCAGGUGCACUGGUACCGGUGAAUGCAUUGAUACCGGUAAAUUCAAAAUCAACGUCAACUUGUUGACGUAGUCCAGGAACAGCACCCGUCCGAAUAGCACCGGCGCACACUGGGGCAAGCUGUAUGAAGGCGAUGCCCAAAAUUGAAUUUCUAAAAUGAGGGUAUUUCAAGAAACUUAUGACAAAACAUCAAAGUUCGAUAUAUUUCGCAUCACAUAGCAUUGAUAUUAUCCAUCCAAAGGUUAUCAGUUCGCUAAUAUAUUGCCACAAAGUUGAUAGAAUUGAUAGUUGUUGCAUUUGCACUAUUUCGUCUGCGUGAUUCAAGUGUACAUAACUUCACUGUUAUUGAAGUUAUCCAAAAACUAAAAUAUGUCCAGUGAAGAUCAAGAUAUGUCGAAAAACGUCAUUAUCAGUAGAAAAACUUUAGUAGAAGUAUUUUUUAAGAGUAAAUAUAAAUCAUUUGAUAGUAAAUUUAAAGAAAUAAUAGAUUUUGUUGCUUCCCAAACGAAUUGUCCUACGCAAUCUCGUACAGAUUUAACUUUACAACUGCGUAACUUCAAGCGACAAUUUAACACGAAAUGGUUACUACACGGUAAACAUAGAGAAAGACUAUUCGCUAAUGAAAAGACUUGGUUGGAUGGAAGUUGUAAAUUUACACGUUUUGUAGUCAUAAACUCAGGAAGGCCCACUUCAAAUUUUAGUGACUCUAGCGAAAAUUCAAAACGCAGAAAAACAUCUAGUCUGCGUGCUGAGAUGGAUGCAGAUUUUUUAACUUAUGCAGCACAAAUGAAGCUAAGGUCCUCAGGUAGAACCACAGAAGCACAAGUUAUUAAAAAAAUGUCAGUAUGUCCCAAAUACGCAAAAGACUGUUUUGACAUAUCUACCGAAAUAAAGGUCAAGAAAAUAUCACCGCGGGAAGCACUUUCAUUACUAAUUGAGGCUCAACUAUCUCGUAAACAAUAUGAAAUUAUCAGAAACUACGCUAAAGAUAUUUUUCCAUCUUACAAGUUGGUGCAGGCAGAAAAGGCUCUUUGCUAUCCGAAAGACGUUCAGGUUACAGAAACUGAAGCUGUCGUGCCCCUUCAGUCGUUGCUUGAUCACACUGCCACUCGUCUGAUACAUUCACAAAAAAGUGUUCUUCUUACGCAGUCAAUAAGCUCUUCGGAUAAAAUUGUAUUGCAUACGAAAUGGGGUUUUGACGGAAGCUCCAGUCAUACCCAAUACAAACAAAAGUUUAUUUCGGAGACUGCUGACGACAAAUAUAUGUUUUUAAGUAGUCUCGUUCCAUUAAGACUUUCGUAUGAGAAAAAUGAUAGCACAGUUGUUUUGUGGCAAAAUCCAAAGCCUUCUUCAUCACGAUUUUGUCGGCCGAUAAGUCUCCAGUAUCGUAAAGAAACUGAUGAAUUAGUCAAAGCAAAAAAACAAGACAUUGAUCAACAAGUUGAAAAUUUGUCACCAACAAAGAUUAAAGUGAAUGAGAAUGUAUAUGAAGUUGUGCAUAAGGCUAUUUUUACAAUGGUGGAUGGUAAAUUAUGUAAUGCCCUCUCAGAUACGAAAUCUACAUUGAAGUGUUAUUUAUGUAAUGCCACCUCUAAAGAAUUUAAUAAUUUAAAUACUGUUCUGCAAAAACCCGUCAAAAAUGAUUUCAUAUCGUUUGGUUUAUCAGUCUUACAUUGCUGGAUACGAUUGUUUGAAUUUUUUUUGCACCUUUCUUAUAAAUUACCCAUUCAGGAGUGGCGUGUGAAUAAAGAAAACAAAGAGACAGUAGAACAAAAUAAAAAACGAAUUCAGACUGAGUUUAGAAAACAACUAUCCCUUAUUGUAGACAAACCAAAACCUGGCUUUGGCAACAGCAAUGACGGGAAUGUGGCACGUAUUUUCUUCCAAAACUUUGAAAAGUCAGCCGCGAUAACACAGAUUGAUUCGCAGCUUAUAAAACGAUUCUACAUAAUAUUGCAAACGAUAUCAAGUGGGUUUAAAAUAAAUUCACACAAGUUUCAAACAUUUUGUCAUGAAACUGCUUCUCUUUACGUAAGUCUGUAUCCAUGGAUGCCAAUGACACCUACAGUCCACAAACUUUUAAUACAUGGCCCUGAAAUUGUUACCCAAGCUUUGUUGCCGAUUGGUCAACUCAGUGAAGAAGCCCAGGAGUCUAGAAAUAAGGAUUUUAAAACGUACCGAGAACGUUUUAGUCGAAAAACAUCCAGAACUGAAAAUCUCAUAGACAUCAUGAAUCGCUUGUUCAUAUCCUCAGACCCCAUCUUAAGCCUGAUGCGCAAAGUGCCUAAAAUGAAACGAAAACCCUUCGAUCCGGAGGUUAUUGAGAUGUUAGAAGAAGAAUAA